Molecule: messenger RNA, 1146 nt
Organism: Moesziomyces antarcticus
Lineage: Eukaryota; Fungi; Basidiomycota; Ustilaginomycetes; Ustilaginales; Ustilaginaceae
Product: glycoside hydrolase family 18 protein
Exons: 1
Coding region: 1-1146 (381 amino acids)
Biological process (GO): carbohydrate metabolic process
Molecular function (GO): hydrolase activity, hydrolyzing O-glycosyl compounds
Source: RefSeq, a predicted model, not a curated record
AUGCGCAUUGGAACCACUGCACCCGUAGUGGCUGUUGCUGCGGCAGCAGCUGCGAUUGCCAACCUCCCUGCGGCAUCGGGCAUGCCUCAUCAGCAGUCGCUCUACAACGGCUACAACGGCCUUGCCGGUCCCGCAGCCGAGUUUUACGAUGACAGCAUCCCCGCCCGUGUCUCGCACGGCGUGUGGUCGACGCUCACCUCGAUGUUCGGUCAGUCACACAACCCGGCGCAGAUCAUCAAGACCGCUCCGGGCGUCAAGAUGCUCGACUCGGGCUUCCCCACUGCCGACACGGACAGCAUUGCCGCCCCGCGCUUCGUCCUUUACGGUGACCAGGACGUCGCCGCGCAGAGCUACGGCGCCCCUCCCUACUGGAACAUUACGGGGUUCAACGUGUUCAACCUCGCCUUUUGGACGGUCAAGUUUGGUGUGGCGGACAAUGCGGCCAAGUUUGCGGCCAAGAGCGAUGCGGACAAGAAGUGGUUCAAGUCGCGCUAUGCCGGUGCGGGGAUGAAGCUCAUGGUGUCCGUAUUCGGCGCUACGGACACGCCGCAGAGCAUGGGUCGCAACGCCACCAAGCUCGGCAAGACCAUCGCGGCUUUCGUCAAGCAGAACGGUCUGGACGGUGUCGAUGUCGACUAUGAAGAGAUGGACCUCUUUGCGCAGGGAAAGUCCGCCAACUGGCUCAUUGAACUCACCCGCAGCUUGCGAGCUGAACUUCCAAGCCCGGACUACAUCAUCACUCACGCCCCCGUCGCACCGUGGUUCAACAAGCAGAUGUACCCCGAGGGAUACGCCAAGAUCCAUGCCCAGGUGGGUAAUCUGAUCGACUGGUACAACGUGCAGUUCUACAACCAGCAGAACUACGAUACCUGCGACGAACUCAUCUGGAACUCGGGCGACAACUUCCCGCUCACCAGCGUGUUUGAGAUCAACAAGUACGCCGGCGUACCCCUCGACAAGAUCGUAGUGGGUAAGCCGGCUGUAGCGGGCGAUGCGGACAAUGGGUUCAUGCGCCCCAGCGUGCUCGGUGGCUGCCUCAACGUCGGCGUCCAGAACGGAUGGAAGGCCGGUGCGAUGUUCUGGGAAUACCCCCACAUGACCCCCGCUCGCCUCAACGUCAUCACCAGCGCAGCUGGCCUCAGCUAG